Messenger RNA from Carya illinoinensis, 5146 nucleotides. RefSeq lists its product as uncharacterized. The transcript has 19 exons. The record is from RefSeq and is a predicted model, not a curated record. Gene Ontology annotation, biological process: regulation of transcription by RNA polymerase II. The coding region runs from base 344 to 4684 and encodes 1446 amino acids. NCBI's taxonomy places the organism in Eukaryota, Viridiplantae, Streptophyta, Magnoliopsida, Fagales, Juglandaceae.
GAUCGCCCCCGACUGCUUGCCAGAAAAAAAAAAAAAAAGAUUCUCUCUCUUCCCCUCGAAAGCGAAAUCGAACUGUGAAAGAACAAAUCAGUCUUGAAAACGGAUCCGAAAGAAUUUGCGAACCAGAAUAACCGAAAACCCUAACCCUAGCCGCGACUUAUCCCCUUCACUCCACCCCCUCUUUCUUUAACUGUUGCACCUGAAGAUGUCAGCCAGAGUUUGAUUAGGGUUAGGGUUUUUGUGCUAAGAGGUGGACGGGAGGUCCCAAGGCAGAGCAAGAUAUUAGGAUUGGGGUUUGGGUUAGGGUUGGGGCUAUUUCUAGGGUUAGGGUUUGGGGGAUGGAAUGCGAAGGUAUUGGCGUUGGUGGGCGUUGUUAUUGUCGCUGAUGACCGGAAGCCGAUGUCACAGGCGAAAGAAGAUGAUGGGUAGGGGUGCGGACGGAGGUUGCGGCACUGAGGAGAGGCCUUGCCCCGUUUCUAGGGUUCCGGCCACAAUUCCGCCGGCCGAACCGGAAAUUACCGAGAAGCAGGCCUCGGAAGACAUUGAUUUUUACUCGCAGGCCAGGAAAGCGCUCUGCGAGCGCUCGCCUUUCGACGUUGCGGACGACACUUCGGCUUUGCGUUCAUCCACUUUGCCAAGCGGGUUGGCGAGUUUCUUGUCGAGGAGCUCAGAUAGUCGCAGGCGGCACAAGAAGUCCCAUUUGGGAGCGGACAAGAAGUCUUCUCGACCAGCUAGGGGUUCCAACAUUUGGGUUGAGACGGCGGAAUAUUUCAGGUACCUGACAUUGCAUGAUAUUGAUUCUUUGUUUGAGGCUUCUUCUCCGUUUAGUUCUUUAGCUACUCGGGAGUGUUUUCUGAUCCCAUACUCGGAGAAUGCUCCGAGGGUGAAUCUUGGUAGUUGUGAAAAUGAGAGUGUGAAUGUGCAUGGUGGGAAUGGGAACAGAAAUGGAGUUCUUAAAGAGGAGGUAAAGAGUGAGGGCCAGCAGUCCAUGGAAAUUGACAGUGUUGGAGCUGACGCUCUGCCUCGGGAUGAAAGAGGUAGUUCCCAGUCCGAUUUGUCUGCCGGUUUAGAAUGGCUUUUAGGAACAAGGGAUAAGGUUUCUUUAACUUCGGAGCGGCCUUCAAAGAAACGGAAACUUCUGGGUGGUGAUGCUGGUUUGGAGAAAGUUUUAGUUUCUCGUCCUUGUGAUGGGAACUCGUCUUUGUGCCAUUUUUGCUGCAUGGGUGACACGGGCAAGGAGUCCAACCGAUUGAUUGGUUGCAGUUCUUGUGGGGUUUCAGUCCAUCAAAAGUGUUAUGGAGUGCAGGAGGACGUGGAUUUGACGUGGUUGUGCGCAUGGUGCAAGCAGAAGAGUGAUUGCAGCAGUAGUGAUUCAGCGACGCCUUGUGUGCUUUGCCCGAAGCAGGGUGGUGCUUUAAAACCUGUUCAAAAAAGUGAUGGAAAUUGUGUUUCUACGGGGUUUGCUCACUUGUUUUGUUGCCAUUGGAUGCCUGAGGUCUAUAUAGAGGACUUGUUGAAGAUGGAGCCAAUCAUGAACGUAGGAGGAAUAAAGGAAACUAGGAGAAAAUUAGUGUGUAACAUAUGCAAGGUGAAGUGUGGCGCUUGUGUUCGGUGUAGCCAUGGAACUUGCAGAACUUCCUUUCAUCCUAUAUGUGCGAGGGAGGGGAGCUUGAGAAUGGAAGUCUGGGGAAAAUAUGGAUGUGAUCAUGUUGAGUUACGGGCUUUUUGCUUGAAGCACUCAGAUGUAGAAGAUAGUAGCAAUAGUUCACAUGCAGGUGAUCCCUCUGUGGCUGUUGGUAGUGACUCCAAUGUUGCUAACCAUCUUCCGGUGGAAGUCUCUAAGAACAAGUCACACCAGUUAAAGAUUGACUGCAAAAAUGGAGAUGACCAUGUUGUCCAUAUGGGAACUUCUGAUACUAUUUCUGAUAAGUCGACCGAUAGUGAAUUACAAGAGAUGGGUUGUUCCAAUUACAGAUUAAAUGCCAGAAUUUUGUCGGAAUGUGGUGAUGCACAGGAACUCAUUAAUGUGGGGUCACUGGAGAGGAGAAAUGAGGAUGUUAACACAUCUGACUCCCUUAAUGUUGCACUGAUUUUGAAUAAGUUGAUUGAUCGAGGGAAAGUCAACUUGCAAGAUGUGGCAUUGGAGAUUGGCAUUUCGCCUGAUUCAUUAACAGCAACACUGGCUGAUGAUGGCAUGGCCCCUGACUUGCGAUGCAAAAUACUCAAAUGGCUUAGAAAGCAUGCUUAUAUAAGUACCUUACAGAAAAAUAGAAAAGUGACAAGAAGUUCAGUAAUUUCAUGUGAGAAUGAAGUUGGGACAACUGAUGGAUCAGAUGCUAUAGCAGUAUCAAAGUCUGAUAUUCCCAGUCCUGUUGCUGUUAAGUCAGUACCCCCACGUAGAAGAACCAAAAGUGACGUUAGGAUUUUGAGUGACAGUGGAGAAACAGAUUACUCAAGUAAAUCAUCAGUUCACAAUGCUAAUGGAAAGAACUCUGAUGAGCCUGAUGGGAUUGACGAUUCCUUGCUGAAGCAUUCACCUAAGUCUGAAGGCAAUUUAGCUAGACCCUCAAAUUGCAGCCUUCCUGAGAGGGUUCAUUUGGAGCAAGUUGCAAUUCCUGAGCAGAAUGCUUUGGUGAAUGGAGGCCAGGGAAAUCCAGUUUGCUCCACUGCAAAUUCAGUAGCCUCUGAUAUCAUGAAAACAGAAUCAGUGUCAAGUUUUUAUAUCCACCCAUACAUUCGCAAGAAAUUGUUGCAGAUGGAAUUGGGGAUGCUUUUGAACCCGAUAAGCAAAUUUGAUGGUUCAAGGGAGAGAGAAAUCUCUCGGUUGGAGGCUUCUUCCAAUGCUAGUGUUUGCUGUAAUCACCAAAGUCAACAUUCAAAGUGCAAUGACACGAUUUGCAAAUCUUAUGGACUAAAUUUAGAACAGUUGAUUAAGGCUAGGAAAAUGGGAGCUUUAGACUUAUCUCCAGAAGAUGAAGUGGAAGGAGAAAUUAUUUAUUUUCAGCAUAGGUUACUUGGCAAUGCUGUUGCGAGAAAGCAGUUUACCGAUAAUUUAAUUUGUAAUGUUGCGAGGAGUUUACCACAGGAGAUUGAUGUGGCACGGUGGCAAAGUUGGGAAUCUGUGCUUGUUAACCAGUAUCUUGGUGAGCUUAGAGAGGCAAAAAAGCAGGGUAGGAAAGAGAGAAAGCAUAAGGAAGCUCAGGCUGUGUUGGCUGCUGCAACUGCUGCUGCUGCUGCAUCCUCAAGGAUUUCAUCAUUUAGGAAAGAUGCUUAUGAUGACCCAGCUCAACAGGAGAAUUUGAAUACCUCUAAUGGGAGGGCCGGCAUCAGCUCCCAGUUAAUGCCACGGAAAGAGACGCCUUCAAGAGUGGCUGCACCAAGGAUUUCAUUAGAAAGACAUUCUGAUUUUGUUAAUUCGACAUCAGAUCUUUCCAAGGAACAUCCUAGAUCAUGCGAUGUCUGCCGUCGGUCUGAGACAUUAUUAAACCCCAUCUUAGUCUGUUCAAGUUGCAAGGUUGCAGUUCACUUAAGUUGCUAUCGUAGUGUUAAAGAAUCUACGGGUCCAUGGUACUGUGAAUUAUGUGAAGACUUGUUAUCAUCUAGAAGUUCUGGAGCUCCAACUGUCAAUGUCUGGGAGAAGCACAUUUUUGUUGUGGAAUGUGGCCUAUGUCGUGGCACUACCGGUGCUUUUAGAAAGUCUUCAAAUGGUGUAUGGGUCCAUGCCUUUUGUGCUGAGUGGGUCUUUGAAUCAACAUUCCGAAGGGGACAAGUGAAUCCAGUUGAAGGAAUGGAGACGAUUUUGAAGGAGGUCGACCUUUGCCAUAUCUGUCGUCGUAAACAUGGGGUCUGCAUAAAGUGUCACUAUGGCCACUGUCAGAUCACCUUUCAUCCUUCGUGUGCCAGAAGUGCCGGCCUCUACAUGAAUGUAAAGAAUUUUGGUGGAAAGUUGCAGCACAAGGCUUACUGUGAAAAGCAUAGCUUGGAGCAGAGGGCAAAGGUCGAGACCCACGAACAUGGAAUUGAGGAGUUCAAAAGAAUCAAGCAAAUUAGGGUUGAACUAGAGAGGUUACGGCUUAUAUGUGAGAGAAUAAUCAGACGUGAAAAGAAGAAGCGGGAAUUGGUUUUGUGCUCUCAUGACAUGCUCGCUUGCAAAAGAGAUCAUGUUUCUCGUUCUCUGCUUGUUCGUAGUCCCUUCUUCCUUCCUGAAGUUAGUUCUGAAUCAGCUACAACGUCCCUUAAAGGGCACACUGAUGGUUAUAAAUCAUGCAGUGAUGCAAUCCAAAGAUCAGAUGACGUAACCGUUGACAGCUCAGUUUCUGUUAAGCACCGGGUUAAAGUUCCUGUGUCCAUGGACACUGAGCAAAAGACAGAUGAUGACAGCUCUACAUCCCAAUCCUUUCUUACAAGAAAGCUCACAGAGAGGGCACAAUUUUCCGGGAAGCAGAUUCCUCAUAGGCCUUCUGUGGCAUCAACUAAUCUUUCUGAUGAUGGCGGAUGGAGAUCAAAAUCUAGAAAGCAUGCCGAGACGUUUGAGAAAGAGCUCGUAAUGACUUCAGAUCAAGCAUCUAUGAAGAAUAUGCGGUUACCUAAGGGAUAUCAGUAUGUUCCUGCUGAUAUCCUUCCGAGUGGGGAGCAGAUAAACCAGGAUGCUUGCUCUGGGGAGCCAUUGGAACGACAUGGAUAGAUUGAGGCAUCUUCUUUUGGGUUUUGAUUUGCCUGAUAAGGCUGCCAUCCAUUGAGGGCAAAUUUUCCGCCCAGAGGCACACAUUCAUCUGAUAAUGAAGACUGGCAAAAAUGAGCACCAAGAUGGGGUUAUUGCCAGCAUACUCAUAAAUAGGAGCCACGCUCUGGUUUGGGCAGGGAAAUUUUGACAAAAUUGUUUGUAUAUUCAUUGUGAGAGUAACUGUACAGUGGAUGAGGGUUCAUUUCAUUCAAAUGUAACAGAAGGGCGUGAAUGUCUUUAUGUUGAUGCAUAUCUCGUGGAAAUGGUGGGAUGGAAGCCCUGUUUCUUCGUAUUGUAUACGAGGCAAUUAAGAGUAUCACCUCCUGUGCCUGCUCUGUAAAGUUGGUGUAUAUAUUCUUGAAAUAUCAAAUCCUGAAAAGGAUACCGCUCUGCUUCAUAUAGAUUAGAGCAUUUGGUUCGAAA